Molecule: messenger RNA, 502 nt
Organism: Aspergillus alliaceus
Lineage: Eukaryota; Fungi; Ascomycota; Eurotiomycetes; Eurotiales; Aspergillaceae
Exons: 3
Coding region: 101-361 (86 amino acids)
Source: RefSeq, a predicted model, not a curated record
UCACCCCAGGUACAAUUCUCUACCGCUCAGUACUACGCUUUUAGAACGUCGGUAUAUUGGCCGGCCGUCUACCAGGCAUUUUCUAGUGGGAAGGUAGAUAAUGCCCUACUCGCUCAAUGGCGUUGGUUCUUUGAAAGUUACUCCGCUUUUAUUGGCAGUGCGGGACGUGCAGUAUACACCUGCAGGCCGAACCUCUGGACCUUGUGCCCCAAGCGUAUUCAUACUCUCCAUGGCAGCCAUAGUGACCUCCAGAACCCCAUGCCUCGACAGUUUGGUAUCGUCUGCACUCUUCCCGUGCUUUCAAACGGCGACCCGAAUCUUUGACAAUCGAAUUUCCUGGUGGCUAUCAUACAUCGGAUAGACAAGGAGUCCAGGGAGAACGCGGGUUUCACACAUUUCGAACAAGGAUAUUACGUCUAGAGCACCGGAAACCACGCGCAUAUUUUCAUCUUCUCAUUGCUGUUCGCAGCUGAUUAUUUAGCCCGGAAGGAUUACCUUGUCC